Molecule: messenger RNA, 2220 nt
Organism: Austrofundulus limnaeus
Lineage: Eukaryota; Metazoa; Chordata; Actinopteri; Cyprinodontiformes; Rivulidae
Product: 6-phosphofructo-2-kinase/fructose-2,6-bisphosphatase 4
Exons: 14
Coding region: 42-1559 (505 amino acids)
Biological process (GO): fructose 2,6-bisphosphate metabolic process; fructose metabolic process
Cellular component (GO): cytosol
Molecular function (GO): 6-phosphofructo-2-kinase activity; ATP binding; fructose-2,6-bisphosphate 2-phosphatase activity
Source: RefSeq, a predicted model, not a curated record
GCACAGCGGGUCAUCUCCAUCUGAUCCGGGCAGCCGCGCGGAUGAAACACCGGUCACCGUCAGCAGAGCAGCAUCGCGGGAAGCUCCCCCGUGUCGGUGCCCCCGCUGCGGCCGCCCCACCUCCGGACGGGACGAUGGAGGACACAUCCCCGCCGAACCCGCGUGAACUCACCCAGAACCCUCUGAAGAAGAUAUGGAUGCCCAAUAAAAACGGCCUUCCCGAAAAACACAUCUCUCAUCGAAAGGUAUGUAUGACCAACUGUCCCACCCUAAUUGUGACCGUGGGCCUUCCUGCCMGAGGAAAGACCUACAUCUCCAAGAAGCUGACCCGCUAUCUGAACUGGAUCGGGGUGCCCACCAGAGAGUUCAACGUGGGACAGUACAGAAGAGAUUUUCUAAAGAUCUACAARUCCUUUGAGUUCUUUCGUCCCGACAAUGAGGAAGGCUUAAAGAUCAGGAGGCAGUGCGCUUCAGCAGCGCUGAACGAUGUGCGGCAGUAUCUCACGGACAAAGGAGGUCAAGUCGCAGUGUUUGAUGCGACGAACACCACCAGAGAAAGAAGAGGCACCAUCGUUCAGUUUGCGGAGCAGAACGGCUUCAAGGUGUUUUUUGUAGAGUCUGUGUGUGAAGACCCGGAGGUCAUACAGGAAAACAUAGUGCAAGUGAAGCUGGGCAGUCCUGAUUACACAAACUGUAACACAGAGGAAGCAGUGGAGGAUUUCAUGAAGAGGAUCAAGUGUUACGAGAACUCUUAUGAGACACUGGAUGAAGUUUCAGACAGGGAUCUUUCCUACAUCAAAAUCAUGGAUGUUGGACAACGGUUUUUGGUCAACAGAGUGUUGGACCACAUCCAGAGCCGGAUCGUCUACUACCUCAUGAACAUCCACAUCACGCCGCGCUCGAUCUACCUGUGUCGCCACGGGGAAAGCGACCUCAAUGUCAACGGCCGAAUUGGAGGAGACUCUGGUCUGACACCGAAUGGCAAAGAGUUUGCUAAGAAGCUGAACCAGUUCAUCCAGACGCAGAACAUUCAGGACCUGAAGGUGUGGACCAGUCAGAUGAAGAGGACCAUCCAGACGGCGGAGGCGCUCAGCGUUCCCUACGAGCAGUGGAAGGUCCUCAACGAGAUCGAUGCUGGUGUGUGUGAGGAGAUGAUGUACGAGGAGAUCCAGGAACACUACCCUCUGGAGUUCGCCCUGCGGGACCAGGACAAGUACCGCUAUCGGUACCCGAAAGGAGAGUCCUAUGAGGACCUGGUGCAGCGGCUGGAGCCGGUCAUCAUGGAGCUGGAGAGGCAGGAGAACGUGUUGGUCAUCUGUCACCAGGCUGUCAUGCGCUGCCUGUUGGCCUACUUUUUGGACAAAACAGCAGCGGAGCUGCCGUACCUGAAGUGCCCACUGCACACUGUGCUGAAGCUGACGCCUGUGGCCUACGGAUGUAAAGUGGAGUCCAUCAGCUUAAAUGUGGAGGCUGUUAACACACACCGAGAAAAGCCAGAGAACGUGGACAUCCACCGUACGACGGAGGACGCCCUGCAGACCGUCCCCCCUCACCUCUGAUGCCUGCGCUGGAACCCAGUGGUGACCUCUCCUCUUCAUCCUGUCUCCUGGAUGGACUCGCUGCCACACAGACCUGUGUGGACGGACUUUCAGAGCGUUUAACCACGACGUCUGCGUCUGAAAUCCACUUUAUCUCCAAACUUUCUCCCUGCCCAGAGGUGGUGGAGGAGCAGAGACCGGUCCGAUCGAUGCCGCGCUUUCAGAUGGCUCUGUCAUGUUUUCAAGUGUUAACCGUGUGGUUUCAACCCAAUGUUUGUGUUUUUCUGCUGCAUGUUUGACAUGAUAGCGUUACAUGUGCAACCAUUAUUUUCAUGUGAAGUUGUCUUCAGUGAUGAUGUGCAAUCUGUGGGUUUUGAACCUACUCUGAACACAAAGCUCUUAUUGUACCUGUGUGCCGAGUGAAUGGAUGGGUGAAGGGAUUUUUCCUGGUUAAUAUCACGUUCAGCUGGGUGAUUAUAGCUUUAGCUGCUGACUGUAGUGGAUUGUAUAUAAAAUGUAAUGUUUCAGCUGUUACAAAGCCAAACACAAAUCAGCUUAUGAUAAACAAUUAGUGGAGCAGAACAUCUGAACAUUUGAAGUAUAAAAAAAAUUGUCAUCUACAGGUUGGUUGUGUUUGUCUCAACUUGAAAAUAUACGUUUCAGCUCCACUUUAAUAAAGAUG